UCUUUUGUCCUAUAGUUAUUGGCAUUGUGAGUAAAUCCCUGGAAGCAAUAUUUGUAGCCAGCUGUCUAUGAUCAGUUUCAGUUCCAAUUGUCUUUGAUUGAUCUUUGGUUACUUAUCAAAAAAAAAUUAUUCAGUUCUAGUUUGUUUCCAGUUUUAAUUGGCUUCAAUUUUGAUAUGUGAGGAUGGACCCUGGAGAAGACAUGUUUGAUAACAAAACCUUUCAAAAAGGGAACUUUUGAAAGGAAAGAAUAAAGAGGCAAAAGAAGUAAAGACAGAGAGAAAGGAAAAAUAAGGUGGAGAAGAAGGAAAGAGCAAAAACCCAUAAAGAUGACGCUUCCAUCAUUGAUGAUCAUAAUCCAGUUCUUUCCUUAUCACGCAAGAGGCCUCGAGUUUGAUCAGCUAUUACAGAUUUUGGGCGUCUAGAAAUAAACAAUAAGAUCAUACUUAACUGUUGGAACUUGGAAGUUCCUUUCAUGGUAUCAUGCUUAACUCAUGACAGCCUGACGCCCCUUGUUGUCAUCUGCAAUUCAUUCUGCCGUUUAAGCCUCAAACUGAAGCAGGGGAUAUUAAAUGAUCAGUUUUCUCAGAUUCAGACUUUGAAAAGUGUGGAGGAACCCGAGCAUGUUGUGCAGUUGAUUGAUACAUACUUCACUGAUGUUGAAACAAUCUUAUCAGAGCUUACAAUCUACAUUGAUUAUCCUGAUUUCGAUUUCUCUAAGUUGGCUGCACUGGCUCACAAAAUAGAGGAGAGAAGCUUGAGCAUUGGUGCUGAGCAUGUGAGACUUGCAUGUGCUGAUCUCAUUCUGGCUUGUAAUCAGAUGAACAAGGAAAAUUUCUCAAAAGCCUUAAUUUGGAUAAAGAAUGAAUUUUCUAACACCCGAAACAAGCUGGAGGCCUAUAUUCAGAUGGAGCGGAGGAUUAUCAGACUCAAGAGCAGACAACAAAACUGAUAUUGUGUGCCAUCAAAUUCUCCAAGUUUUAUGAGAGAGAGUUCUAUUUCCUUGUGGAUGUAAGGUUUGAAAUACUUUAUAUUAAGUUUUUGAUAAUCGCUGAUUCAUCUACAUGGUUGCAUGUGUUCUCAAGGGAUGCUAUAAACAGAAGCUUUAUCUGCAAUUAAGCUUUUGCUGUUAAUGAUGAUGAUGAUGAUGAUGAUGAUUGUUCUUCAUCUUAGUUUCCAAAAACAAAUCUACUCGGCCAUUACAUACAGCAGCAUCAUAAGCACUGCUCUGGGCCUUUACUAGCAUGACAUCACAUCGAGAAUUGAAAAUUCAUGAAGUUCCUUGUUUUGAUUGCUUGGGCGUGCAACUGUUAGCUGCUGGAAGUUGCUUAAUACAAUUGGCCUACGUUGCUUAAUUGCUAGUUUCCUUUGGUGGAUAAACCAACCAGUCAAGAACCCUAUUAGGCCUUAACUGUAAUGUGCAGUUCAUGUAAGCGUGUGUUAGAGGCGUCUGUUAAGUUAAAAUUUUGAAUUUAGAUUGAUAAUAACUUCAAUAAGGACCUGGUGUAAACCUGGUCCUUUACAGCCACGUCAGCUUGGAACACCAAAAUGUAUAUGGCCGUACACACUUGAUCAUCUCUAUUCUACAAACCCCAUCUCCUAGCCAUUUUAACUUGAAGAGAGCACAACACCUAUUCAGAUUGUUUUGUUUUGUAUUGUUUUUUUCAAUUCGUUUCAAAUUAUUUUGUUGGUGGAGCAUG
Messenger RNA from Alnus glutinosa, 1698 nucleotides. Its product is annotated as histidine-containing phosphotransfer protein 1-like. Gene Ontology annotation, cellular component: cytoplasm; nucleus. NCBI's taxonomy places the organism in Eukaryota, Viridiplantae, Streptophyta, Magnoliopsida, Fagales, Betulaceae. The record is from RefSeq and is a predicted model, not a curated record. Gene Ontology annotation, biological process: phosphorylation; phosphorelay signal transduction system; cytokinin-activated signaling pathway. Gene Ontology annotation, molecular function: histidine phosphotransfer kinase activity; protein histidine kinase binding. The coding region runs from base 474 to 950 and encodes 158 amino acids. The transcript has 8 exons.